AUGACUACAAUAACUACUUUGGAAGAGAACAUUAGCAUAAAAGGAGAGACAUCGAAGGGGUAUACCGUCGGAAACAGGGGCGCACAAAAUAUGGCAUUUGGUGGAAAGCAUCCAUUUAUUAUUCCAAGCUUUAAAACUAAACUAGAGGAACGAAAAUUUGCGUUAGAACACGCUGCCGGCGCUUUCAGAGUUUUUGCCAGAAAAGGGUUUUCUGAAGGUGAAGCUGGACAUAUUUCGAUCAGAGAUCCUGUACACCCUGAUACUUUUUGGAUAAACCCUCUUGGCAAACACUUUGCAUUGAUUAAAGCUAGCGAUUUAGUACAUGUUGAUGAAAAAGGUCAUAUUUUACCAGAUGGUAAUCAGAGCCCAAUUAAUGCCGCCGGAUUCUCUAUCCACUCUGCGUUACAUAAGGCAAGACCUGAUGUUAAUGCUGCAUGCCACACCCAUUCAGUUUACGGUAAAGCGUAUUCAAGCUUCGGAAAACCUUUAGAAAUGCUUAAUCAAGAUGCUUGCAUAUUUUAUGGAAAUCAGGCUGUCUACCUGGAUUUUGGUGGAGUUGCAAUUGAAGGUGAUGAAGGAAAGGAAAUAGCAAAAGCAAGUGGAAAUUCAAGAGCAAUAAUUCUACAGAAUCACGGAUUACUUACACUUGGUUCAACAAUUGACGAAGCUGCUUACUUAUAUACUUUACUCGAACGCUGUUGUGAGGUUCAAUUAUUAGCUGAUAGCUCUUCAUCUGAUGAAAAACCUAAAAUUAUCAUACCCGAUGAAGCGGCCCUGUAUAGCGCAUACGUCACAAACGACCCAGAAACAUUAUAUGCUUCGUUUCAGCCUGACUUUGAAUUAGAAAAGAAGCUCUCAGGUGGAGAAUUUCUUCAAUAG
Priceomyces carsonii is the source of this 879-nucleotide messenger RNA. RefSeq lists its product as uncharacterized. The record is from RefSeq and is a predicted model, not a curated record. The transcript has a single exon. Lineage: Eukaryota; Fungi; Ascomycota; Pichiomycetes; Serinales; Debaryomycetaceae. Bases 1 to 879 code for a protein of 292 amino acids. Gene Ontology annotation, cellular component: cytoskeleton. Gene Ontology annotation, molecular function: actin filament binding.